This is a messenger RNA of Fonticula alba, 3206 nucleotides long. RefSeq lists its product as hypothetical. Gene Ontology annotation, cellular component: condensin complex. The transcript is spliced from 4 exons. The record is from RefSeq and is a predicted model, not a curated record. Gene Ontology annotation, biological process: mitotic chromosome condensation. Gene Ontology annotation, molecular function: chromatin binding. The coding region runs from base 86 to 3115 and encodes 1009 amino acids. NCBI's taxonomy places the organism in Eukaryota, Rotosphaerida, Fonticulaceae.
CUCCCCCCCCCCCGUGCCGUGCAGCUGCUCCCCUCCCUCGGCCCUUUCUCUUUUCCCCCUCCCCGCCCCAUCAAGCGCACCUCCAAUGGCGCAGCACUCCAGGCGGUCAGUUCCCUCGGCGGAUGUGGCGGCCGCCGUGUCGGCAGCCAUCGCCUCCGGUGACGCUGGCCGGGACGUGGCCCCCACGUCGCUCGCCAAUGGCGCCACCCUGGCCGGGCAAUCGUGCUACGGCCACAUCUCUGCCGAGCAGUACAACGCAUGGAUGAAGAUCUGCACGGACAAUAAAAUCAACUCCACCAACUCCUGGGAUGUGGACCUGAUCAACUUCUUCCACGCGGUAACCGUGGACCCGGCGCCCAGUGCGGCGGCCUCAUCGACGGCCGCCGCGCUGGGCUUCACGUCCGGCUCCACAGGGCAGAUCAACUUCCAGGUGGCCAGCUGCACGCUGGACGGCUGCGUCAAGGUGUACUCCACCCGUGUGGACUCUCUGUCGGUGGAAACCAACCGGCUGUUGACCGGUCUGGCGGCCUCCUACACCGACCCCGGCAAGGAGACCGCCGGGUCGGAUGCCGCCGGCGAAGAUGGCACCGGUGUCGCGCCCAGGAAGCGGACCACGCGCACUCUGGAGGAGAACGAGGCCAACCUCAGCGCCAAAGGCGGGGACAUCCACUCUGCGCCGGACCCCCUCUUUCAGAAGACCACGGCCGAGUUCGAUGAGGGCGGCGUGUCGGGCCUGCUCCUGAAUACCCUGUCGCUGGAUUUCUCGGGUCGCGUGGUUUUCGACACGUCGGCCGCGGCUCCGCUGCGCGACCAGGUCCGCGAGGCGGGGCAAAUCGCCCGCGAGCCGCAGCUCGCCUCCACCGACCGCAGUGAGGCCAUCGCCCGGCUGCGCGAAUCCUUCCUCCCGCUCCUGGUCACGGUCGACCGGCGGGACAUCUGCCCGACUUUCAAGAACUGGUCCUUCGCCGAGCUGGUGCAGCAGGCCGAGAAGGGCGAGCUCCCCAGCCUGCCCAUCCCCUCGACCAUUGGCCUGAAUGCCGGGCCUGGCGGGCUGGCCGGCGCGCUAGAUGGCUCGCUGGACACGGAGAAGAAUGUGGCGGCCACCAUUUCCGCGGCCCUGGGGUCGGAUGCCGGGCCGAUGGGCGCCAGUCAGCGCACCCCGACCCCCGGGCCGGACCACGAGGGCCUGGACUUCCAGUCGCUGUUGGAUAUGGCCACGGCCGACGAUGCGGCCGUGGCCCAGGCCGCGGCCGGGCUCGGGCCCGCGGGCGACGCGCGCCUCUCGGACACCGGGGCCCCAUGGACCGCGCCGGACCAUGAUCCGUACUACAAUUUCGACUUCGACACCGGGGCGCCGGACAUGCCGCUGGACCCGGCCACCGCCUCGGGGCUCGGGAAUGGGCCCGACGACCAGGGGGCCGACCUGCCGGGCGCCUCGCUGGCCGGGUCCAUCCUGGGCGCGGACUUGGACUCGCUGGCGGCCUUCGCCGAUCUGGAGCCGCGCGCUGCCUCCCUGUCCAGUGCUCUGCUCAUGGGCGGGUCGAAUCAGGCCGGCGCGUCGCUGACCGCCGAGGAGGCCCUGGCCGCGGCGACCAAGCGCCGGAAGUCCACUCGCAAGGGGCAGGGCCCCUUCCUGAUGGACCUGCUCGGGUGUGUGGCCGAGCUGGAGGAGGCCGCCCAGCCGGGGGGCUCGGCCGGCCGCGGCACCGACGGAACGGAUGCCGAGGAGGACACCGGUGGCGCCGGGCCCGGCGCCGGCGGCACCGGCCCCACUCCGGCCCCCGGGUCCGAGGUGGUUCUCGGCUGCCGGCUUUUCAUCCGGGCCAAGCCCUCGCAAAUUGACCUGCCCUCGGUGGAGCGCUUUUCCGUCCUGACCAUGGCCGAGCUGGAGGAGGCGGCUGCUCUGGCCGGGCGUCCGACCGGGCCCGGCAGCCGGCCGAAGCUCCGGCAGCUGGCCGCCGCGCAGAAGGCCCGCUUUGCGGCGGCCAUCCGGUCGGAUGCCAUCCAGCGCCGGGCGCGUGACUAUCUGCUCGACGAGUCGCGGGAGAAUGACGCGCUCGAGAUGCGGCGGCUGUUUACGCGGGAGCCGCUGGACAAUCGCCUGUUGCUGGCUCCGGCCGAUGGCACGGGGCCCGAGGCCGGUGGUGCCGGGGGAAUGGGCGCCACUUCCGGCGGGCUGACCGCCGGGGGGGCGUCCGGGCACCUGGCCGACGAUGACCUGCACCACGACGACAUGGACUUCCCGAUGAUGUUUGGCGCGGGCGGCGACGGGGAGGAGGGCAUCCGCGCCGGGCCCGGGGCCAAUCCCUUCGACGAUACGCUUGGCAAUCAGACCCUCACGGAUUUGAGCAUGUUCCCGGAUCUCGGCGAGACGGCUCUCUUCCCGGAGGCCGGCGGGUCGGAGUAUGGCGAUGAGCUGGUGGCCAAGCCGCGCACCAUUCACCGCAUCGCCAUCGAGUAUGCCCGGACCGCCAAGCGGGUGGACAUCAAGCGCUUGAAGAAGCACCUUUGGUCGGAACUGGAGGAGACCAUUGCCCAGCCGGACCGGUGGUCCGAUUUGCUGGAGGGCAUUCGCGCUCAGCAGGAGGCCGCCGAGGAGGCGUCCAACGCCGCCGCCGCCGCCGCCGCCGCCGCCGCCGACACCCAGGAGGAUGGGUCCUCCUCGGGGGCGGAGGGGACCCCGGCCCCGCAGCCCGGGCAUGAAGCCUCCCCCGGGGCCCCCAUCCCGGGGGACCUCUACUAUGAGCCCUCGGAGCGGACGUAUCGCGCCCCUCCGGACGAUGCCCUCCCCUUCAGUGCCAUCAUGUCGUCCCUGCGCAAUGUCUACCCUCCGAAGCGCCUUUCAGAAAUUUCCGCCGCCUAUUGCUUCAUCUGCCUGCUGCAUCUGGCCAACGAGCAUGGCCUCGAUGUGCGGGACUCCACCGGCCUGGAUGACUUGUACAUUGUGGCCCCGGAGGGCACCCCGGCGGUGGUGGCUGCCGGGUCCUCCGGUGCGGGCUCCCCCCCGGCCGCUGCGUCCACCCGUCCGGCAGCCAAGGUAACCUUCCAGCUGCCGGAGGAACCCCCUGCGGCAGCCUCGGAGCUGGCCGAGCCGGUGCCCAUGCAGCUCGACUGAAGGCGCAUCCCCGCGCCAGAGGGCUGUUUCCUUUGCCGGAAGGGCGAGGAUGGGUGCCGGGGGGAUGCGUCCAUAUGUGUGUGUGUGUGUG